AUGUAUCAACAGCCUAACGGUUCAUACCACUCUACUGAAUCGCUCAGAAGAUUGUCUUCAAACAAUCCUUUUAGAAAGUUCACAGAGUCACAACAGAGUUCGACUUCAAGAUCAGGCACUCCAACUAAGUUCGAAGAGUGGGUAUCGAAGAAUAAAAAGCUUGCUGAGGCGUCAUCUGAUGAAGAUGACGGAGACUACAGCGGCUUUCGAAUAGAUGACUAUAAUGCUUCAGAUUCGCCACUUAAUGAACGAUUUUCAAAACCUCAACCUCCUUCUCGUCCUCAGAGAACAGGAAGUGACAGCAGUGUAAACUACGGAGAAAGGUAA
Priceomyces carsonii is the source of this 327-nucleotide messenger RNA. RefSeq lists its product as uncharacterized. Bases 1 to 327 code for a protein of 108 amino acids. Lineage: Eukaryota; Fungi; Ascomycota; Pichiomycetes; Serinales; Debaryomycetaceae. The record is from RefSeq and is a predicted model, not a curated record. The transcript has a single exon.